Messenger RNA from Mytilinidion resinicola, 744 nucleotides. RefSeq lists its product as uncharacterized. The transcript is spliced from 2 exons. The record is from RefSeq and is a predicted model, not a curated record. NCBI's taxonomy places the organism in Eukaryota, Fungi, Ascomycota, Dothideomycetes, Mytilinidiales, Mytilinidiaceae. Bases 1 to 744 code for a protein of 247 amino acids.
AUGAUCCAGACAACGACAGUCAAGAGUAUGCAGGUGGGCAUCAAACACAAGCUUAUGGGUGUAGAUGCAGAUCUACGUUUUGCGGGCAUCUAUCCAGCAAAGAACACGCAGGCUUGCGAAAAGGGAUGGUUCUGUCCAUAUCUCUUUGCGAGUGCCCGGACUCCUUCUAUUCCUCGCUGCAAUGACUUUGCAAUUGCCCAAUUCUUCGGACCGUUCGUUGGUGCCGACUACGCCAUGGCCCACAAGCUCGUCGCCGAAUCCGCCCACGUCCUCUCCCUCUGCGACCCCGACCCCUCGCACGACCUCCGUACCAACCGCCUCGUCCUCCUCUUCACCGGCAUCUCCCCCUACCGCGCCAACAUGUGGUCGACCUCGCGCCGACCCGGCUGUGGCACCAUUAUCUUCCACAUCCUCGACGGCUGCCCGGCCAUCGUGCUCCCCGUCACCGCGCGCGCGCCCAUCGUCGCCUGGUCGCCCUGGACGCUUUCCCAGAUGCGCAUGGGGCAGUACGCGCCCGGCGGGGGCUACAGCGCGGACGCGCACCACGAGCAGGUCUGCGAGUGGCUGGAUAGCAUCGUAAGUAUGGAGCAUUUGCGGCCCGAGGUGCGGGAGAAGUACGUCGAGGGGCUGGGGCGGAGCGUGAGUCUGGUUAUCAAUGGAGCGCUGGCGCUGGAUAGGGUGGAUAAGACGGUUCUGGGGAAGUUGGAUCCUGAAAGGGCGGGGAUUGUGGCGUUUAGGUAUUAG